This is a messenger RNA of Hymenoscyphus albidus, 904 nucleotides long. The record is from the annotation of a GenBank genome assembly. Lineage: Eukaryota; Fungi; Ascomycota; Leotiomycetes; Helotiales; Helotiaceae.
CUCGACUUCAUCCGCCAAAUUCUCAACCACCGACAAUCCUUCGAACACCCAAUCCCACCGCAAAAAUGGCUGGAGGAGUUUCUGUUCGCGAUGUUGAUGUGAGUAUAAAUACGCCCUACGAUUGAGCGGAGGGUGCACACACUUGGGGAUCGCGAAAAGAUGGAAAAAGCUGGAAAGCCGGUUGCGCUACGGCAAAUAUACCUUUGCAACGCGCAAGCUCCCUCGAUCUCUCGAAUGAUGAUAUGAUACACAAGAGCAGGCGCGAGGGGGUCGGAGAGACCUCUGCUGACGGAAUAAUGCUGAUUCGAGGGUUGAAAUGCAGGCGCAAAAGUUCAUCAACGCCUACUCUGCUUUCUUGAAGAGACAGGGAAAGCUUCCAAUUCCAGGUAUGAAAACUGCGCAUUUACUACUAUCUCACCUUCUACUCCUCUCAAAACCCGGAGAUGCAGAGAACAUUAGUAUGCUAACAUAUCUCAGGUUGGGUUGAUACCGUCAAGACCGGUCCAGCCAAGGAGCUCCCACCACAAUCCAUCGAUUGGUUCUACGUUCGUGCCGCCUCCAUCGCCCGUCACGUCUACCUCCGCAAGACCGUCGGUGUCGGUCGGUUAAGAAAGGUUCACGGAUCUACCCGUAACCGUGGAUCCCGCCCAUCGCAUCACGUUGAUGCUUCCGGAAGCGUUGACCGUAAGGUUAUGCAAGCUCUUGAGAAGAUUGGUGUCUUGGAGCAGGAUGAGGAGAAGGGAGGCCGUCGUAUCACACAGAGCGGACAGCGUGAUUUGGACCGUAAGCUUUUAACUCUGUCAAGAAUUUUGUUGCAUUUUGUUAACAUUCGUAUAGGUAUCGCACAAACCACCAUUGAGGCCGACGAGGAAGAUGAUGAUGACGAGUAAAUGCAUUACACUGG